GUGGAGAUGGAGGUAGCAGGGUGUUGGUGAGAGGAGGUGGAGGUAGCAGGGUGUUGGAGGGAGGAGGGAGGUAGUAGGAUGAUGGUGAGAGGUAGGUAAAUAUGCUAACACGUGCAAAAGAAAAUAAAGAAAUUGCAAAGACAGGCAAUCCAGCUCAUAAAGUUAUACAUAUAGGUAGGCGCAACCGAAUGUCAUUUUUGGUGAGUUUGGGCAUUUACAAGCAAAUGUGAAUGAGAGACAUUGUGAAAAUAAACAAAGUUUUGACCCAUGCUUUUCUGAAGGAAGAGCAGCACUGGCUCUGGAGCAGCAUGUGUACACGCUGUGUCCUUGUGGAGUCUGGAGUCGCUAGGGCAACUGGCCUACCUGCUCUGCUUGGAAAAGGGGAGCAGACCAGGAGAUGCGACCCCUGUCAAUACACAGCUUGACUCACCUGUUCCCGUUUUCUCCAGUUGUGCUAUUUACAAACAAACACAUGGUUCAACUGUUUUGGGGAACUACGGUAAGCUUCAUGAUAUAAAAUAGUGUGACAGGUGAAAUGAAGAAUGUGAUCUGCUUUAUCUCCUAACGUAUUACACAAGUUGACUGCAGGUAUUUACUUAAAGUAUCUACUAAUAUUAACAUUAAUUGAAAAACAUAAAAUAAAUAGUUUCAAUGGUAUUAAAAAAAACAGCCUACUCUCACCCUAUUACCUCAACCUCUAUCCUCCUUCUCCCUCAUCUACCUUAUCUCGAACCUCACUCGAGGAAAGCCUGAACACCACCCUCCUCUCACCCAUACAUCCACACCCCUCCUCUCCUCAGCAACCCACAGAGAGCCUGAAUACCACCCGGACACCACCCCCUUCCUCUCCUGUACUACAUGAUCUGCAAACAUUAUUCUGUCAUUCCUUUGCUGAGAAGUUUAUAUUGGAGUCAAGACUGUCAACGAAUGUAAUGUAAAUGCACUGUGUGUAUGAUAUUUGUACAUGAGAACUAAGUAGAAAGACAAACCUUUAAAGAGCUUCUCCGGUACUUUUGUAUACUUUUUAGCAUGUAGUUCUGAAAGUAGUACUCACCAGCUUAAAGUGGCCCCCUGAAAGUUGCAUACUAUGUGAUAUGUGCAGAUAUGUGCACCAUGUUAUCUCUCUCUGUCUGUCCGUCCGUCCGUCCACUGAGCCGUUGGGCCCGCCCUGCAACCUCUUUGGAUACGCUGGGGUGACCUCUUGCUAGCUGUCACUCAAAUGCGAGGGCGUUGGCCCAGGGGAAAUUUAUGUAAAAUGAUGCAGCACAGCUUCAAGAAAACAGUCACUUUCAAAUUAGGAAUUUUGUGGCUAAUUGAUGUAAAACUGCAAUUCUGCUCAUAGAUUAUGCAUGUAUGAACUACACAUUGACACAUCCAAAGCGGGAUGUUUCGAAAAUAUUUUCUUAGUUGCUAAAGUAACUAAGAAGCCAGUAUUUAAUGCUGCUUCACCUAAUUUUUAAUCCCAUAAAGAUCUUCCCAAUAUUUCUAUGUGGAAAGAAACAUGAAUAAAUAAAUAAUAACUCCCUGCUGUCAGCACUAUCUUACAUGUCCACACCUUCUAGGGGAUUCUGUCAAAACACAUUAAAGGCAACAUUGUGGAUGGUGAGAUGAGUUCAUGUUAAUGAAUCUCAGGUAGAUUCAAUUGAGCUCUGUGGGCCAGUAACAAACUCUCAGGUUUUAUGUAACGGUGUCAAGUAUAGGGUUAACCUAUAGGACACUCCCCUACCCUGCUUUUGGUUCACUUCCUAUUUUGUGAACUUUACUUUGCUAAUAAAUAGUUCCAGUCAGAACUACUAAAGCUGAGAGGGAGUCUAUGGAUCAGUCCUCUGCAGAAAGACAGACCGACACACAGGUAGUAUGUCCCAACGUGUGGCAGUGAUCGGGGCGGGUCCCUCAGGUCUGACCAGCAUCAAGAGCUGUCUGGAUGAGGGUCUGAAGCCCACCUGUUUCGAGAGCAGUGAUGACAUCGGGGGGCUGUGGAGGUUCAAGGAAACCCCUGAGCCGGGCCGCUCUAGUAUCUACCGCUCUCUGGUGGUGAACACCUCCAAGGAGAUGAUGUGUUUCAGUGACUUCCCUAUGCCAGCUGACUACCCCAACUACAUGCUGCACUCCCAGCUGCUGCAGUACUUCAGGCUUUACGCUCAACACUUUGACCUCCUCAGACACAUCACCUUCCAGACCAGCGUGCUGACUGUGAGACAGAGGCCAGACUUCAAUCGUUCAGGCCAGUGGGAGGUGGUGACAGAGAACAGGGAGGGACAGGAGCAGAGACACGUCUUUGACGGGGUACUGGUUUGUUCAGGACACUACACACAGCCUGUCUCACCGCUAGACCAGUUCCCAGGCCAUGAGUCGUUCCCUGGCCGCUGCCUACACAGCUGGGAGUAUAAGGAUGCUGAUGCGUUCCGGGGGAAGAGGGUGGUGGUAGUGGGGAUUGGGAACUCUGGAGGAGACAUCGCUGUGGAGAUCAGCCGGGCUGCACAGAAGACCUUCCUGAGUACCCGUAAGGGGGCGUGGGUGUUAGCUCGUAUGUCCAGUAGCGGUCUCCCACUGGACAUGACGGCCAUCUCACGGUUCACGGUCCUGCUAACCUCCCUGCUGCCCAGAGCGCUGGUCAACUGGGCUGCAGAGAGAACCCUUAAUCACCGAUAUGACCACCGUCUCUAUGGCCUACAGCCAACACACAGGCUGCUAGAGCAGAAGCCGCUGAUCAACGAUGACCUUCCAGGCCGUAUCCUGCAGGGGGCAGUAGUGCUGAAGCCAGACCUGAGAGGGUUCCAGGGGUCCGGACUGCUGUUCCAGGAUGGAACCACGGAGGGGGACAUCGAUGCAGUGGUCUUCUGUACUGGAUACAAUUGCACCUUCUCCUUCCUGCCCCCGUCAAUAUGUUCAGGACCUCGGGGGGAUCUCAACCUGUACAGACGGGUGUUCCCUCCAGCUCUCGAGCGCCCCACGCUGGCCAUCAUGGGUCUGUUCCAGACUAAAGGACCCAUCUUUCCUGCUGUGGAGAUGCAGGCCCGCUGGGUCACGAGGGUCAUCGCAGGGUUGACCCAGCUCCCACCACGGAAAACAAUGCUUUCCAAAAUCGAGACGGAGACGAAGAGGAACAUGAAGAGUUACCCGUGUCCCAGACAGGCAGCUCUCCAUGUGGAUUAUAUACCAUACCUGGACUCCCUGGCUGAGCAGGUGGGGGUUCGUCCCAACAUCCUAGGGCUGCUACUGAGGGAGCCUAGUGUGGGGCUGCGUGUACUGCUGGGGCCCUGCACCCCUUACCAGUAUCGCCUAAGAGGGCCGGGAAAGUGGGACGGGGCCCGACAGGCCAUCCUCACUCAGUGGGAGCGCGUAGCCCAGCCCUUCAGAACCAGGCUGGAGCCAGAACCCCCCAGGCCCUUGGUCCUUCUGUCCCCCUUGCUGAUCACGCUGUCUGCGGGAGCUGUGAUGCUAGCUGUGGUCCUCUCCCAGCGUAAACUGACCUUAUGUCUACAAGACCUACUACAGGACUCAACUCACCUGCUGGACUGGCUCUCAGCACUACUUUCCAUCAUGGUGUGUACAGUAGCAGUGAUCGGGGCGGGUCCCUCAGGUCUGACCAGCAUCAAGAGCUGUCUGGAUGAGGGUCUGGAGCCCACCUGUUUCGAGGGCAGUGAUGACAUCGGGGGACUUUGGAGGUUCAAGGAGCAUCCAGACCCAGGAAGGGCCAACAUCUACCAGUCUGUCAUCAUCAACAGCUCCAAGGAGAUGAUGUCAUUCAGCGAUUUCCCUCCUCCUGCUCACCUGCCCAACAACAUGCACCACCCCCAGCUGCUGAGCUACCUACGACUUUACGCUCAGACCUUUGACCUCUUCAAGCACAUCUACUUCCAGACCACUGUGGUGAGUGUGCGUCAGAGGCCAGACUUCCCAGUGUCAGGCCAGUGGGAGGUGGAGACAGAGAGGAGAGAAGGUCAGAGGGAGAUUCAGGUCUUUGAUGCUGUGAUGGUCUGCACCGGUCACUUUACACAACCACACUUGCCUCUCAAUGACUUCCCAGGUAUAGAAGAGUUUGAGGGCAGGUACUUUCACAGUUGGGAAUACCUCAGUGCUGAGGGGCUGCAGGGGAAGAGGGUGGUGGUGGUUGGGAUUGGGAAUUCUGGAGGUGACAUCGCUGUGGAUGCCAGCAGAGUAGCGGAGCAGGUGUACCUUAGCACACGGAAAGGGGCAUGGGUGGUCAGCAGGGUGGGGGCGGGGGGACUGCCAGGUGACCUGGUGGAGAAGCUCUUCCCUACCUGGAUUACCAUGAUGAUGGAGAAGAAACUGAACAGAACCUUCGACCACAGACUGUACGGCCUACAACCAAAACACAGGUUCUUUGCUCAGAUCCCAGUGGUGAAUGAUGAUCUACCUGGUCGAAUCAUCUCUGGUCGUGUUCUGGUCAAACCUAACAUCAGGGAGAUCAAAGGCUCCAGUGUGGUGUUUGAGGAUGGGAGUGUCGUGGAAAAGGUGGAUGUUGUGGUGUUUGCCACUGGCUACAACUACGACUUUCCUUUCCUGCCUUCGGGUCUGCUGACUAAUGGUGGUCACCGCCUGUGUCUGUACCGUCAUGUGUUCCCCCCGGGGCUGGCUCGGCCCAGUCUGGCUGUAGUGGGCUUCAUCUGUAACCUGGGAGCCAUCAACCCCCUGGCUGAGAUGCAGGCCCGCUGGGCCACCCAGGUCUUUAAAGGGUUACUAACACUGCCCUCACAAGAAGCCAUGCUGCAGGACGUAAAGAGAGAUACCAGCCCUUUGCAAAACAGGUUUGCCUGUUUGGAGCGUCACCCUCUCCAGGUGGACCAUAUCCCCUACAUGGACUCCAUGGCAGAGGAGUUGGGGGUUGGUCCUAAUCUCCUAGGGCUCCUGUUGAGGGAGCCUGGUGUGGGGCUGCGUGUGUUACUGGGGCCCUGCACCCCGUACCAGUACCGUCUGAGAGGGCCAGGACAGUGGGACGGAGCCCGACAGGCCAUCCUCACCCAGUGGGAGCGUGUAGCCCAGCCCUUCAGGACCAGGAUGCCGCCACAACCAGAGAGCAGAACCAGAGCCUCCUCUAGUCUGAUACUGACUCUGUCUUGCACUGUUCUCCUACUAACAACCUUCUAUACCAGACACAGUCUCUCAUCACUCCCCACAGGCCUCCUCUAUAAGAUAUACAGUCUACCUGAGAUCAUAUGGGGGUGGAAAUGAACAAUAUGGGCCUAUUGCAUCCACUGUUGGCCACUAUUUUAUCUCUCAUUAAACUAUCAAUACACACUAAGAUCAUCCGCACAGCUGAUCUUAAUUGCUUCCAAAAUGUACUGUUCUCUAAAAGCCGGGCUACAUGUGACGUCAGUGUUAACUUAGCCUCGCUUUAUUCAAACAUUUUCCAAGACAGGCUAUUUAUUAUCUUCGGUAGAAAUAAAACCUGGAAACCGAGCAGACUAAGGGGUUAUUGAACUAUUUCACAAUCAUUCAGUGCAACUAAAAUAAAGCAUUUUCUUGUUUAAAAAUUAUACUGUGGCAAUAAAUCGUACAGGUUAUAUCAGGGUUUUUCAAACGCGGUCCAAGGUGCAUGUUUUAAUUUUUGCCCUAGCACUACACAGCUGAUUCAAAUAAUCAAAGCUUGAUGAUGAGUUGGUUAUUUGAAUCAGCUGUGUAGCGCUUGGGAAAAACCUAAAUGUGCACCCAGGGGGGCCCCAGGACCAAGUUUGGGAAACUCUGGCUAAUAUGAAUGAAAAAUGCUGGUGUACUCAUUACUUUUUAAUUUCCAAAUUAUAUUGUCCAUUAAUUACAUUGUCUUAUUAACUAUGGUUAUUUCUGAUCAAGAAGACAAAACCAAAUAUCCCUGAAUUGUCCAUAUCGAAAUUGUGUAACUAAAUCAAGCCAAUCAUGACUGAUUUCAUGUAAUCUUUAGUUUUUGUAAAAUUCAAGGUAUACAGUGCCUUCGAAAAGUUCAGACCCCUUGACUUUUUCCACGUGUUGUUACGUUACAGCCUUAUUCUAAAAUGGAUAAAGACAAAGCAAAAAAAGUUAUUAUUUUAAAUUUUCAUAAAUGUAUAAAGAACUAAAAACAGAAAUACCUUAUUUACAUAAGUAUUCAGACCCUUUGCUAUGAGAGCUCAGGUGCAUCUUGUUUCUAUUGAUCAUCCUUGAGAUGUUUCUACAACUUCAUUGGAGUCCACUUGGGGUAAAUUCAAUUGAUUGGGCAUGAUUUGUCUAACUCCUGUACUUGGGGAGUUUCUCUGGGCCACUCAAGGGCAUUCAGAGACUUGAACAGAAGCCAUUCCUGUGUUGUCUUGGCUGUGUGCUUAGGGUCGUAGUCCUGUUGGAAGGUGAACCGUCACCCCAGUCUGUGGUCCUGAGUACUCUGGAGCUGGUUUUCAUCAAGGAUCUCUGUACUUUGUUCCGUUCAUCUUUGCCUCGAUCCUGACUAGUCUACCAGUCCCUGCCACUGUAAAACAUCCCCACAGCAUGAUGCUGCCACCACCACGCUUCACCGUUGGGAUGGUGCCAGGUUUCCUUUGGACAUGACCAAUCUUGGUUUCAUCAGACCAGAGAAUCUUGUUUCUCAUGGUCUGAGUCUUUGGGUGCCUUUUACUAAGGAGUGGCUUCUGUCUGGCCACUCUACCAUAAAGGCCUGAUUGAUGGAGUGCUGCAGAGAUGGUUAUCAUAAUGGACGUUUCUCCCAUCUAGACAGAGGAACUCUAGAGCUCUGUCAACGUGAGCAUCAGGUUCAUGAUCACCUCCUUGACCAAGGCCCUUCUCCACCAAUUGCUCAGUUUGGCUGAGCGGCCAGCUCUAGGAAGAGUCUUGGUGGUUCCAAACUUCUUCCAUUUAAGAAUGAUAGAGGCCACUGUGUUCUUGGGGACCUUCAAUGCUGCAGCCUGCCCUUUUUGAAUCCAGGUUUGCUGUUUAUUUGAUCUACAAGGCGGCAGACACUUUUUUGUUACCCUUCCCCAGAUCUGUGCCUCGACACAAUCCGGUCUCGGAGCUCUACGGACAAUUUCUUCGACCUCAUGGCUUGGUUUUUGUUGACAUGCACUGUCAUCUGUGCGACCUUCUAUAGACAGGUGUGUGCCUUUCCAAAUUAUGUCCAAUCAAUUUACCACAGGUG
Molecule: messenger RNA, 7102 nt
Organism: Oncorhynchus masou masou (cherry salmon)
Lineage: Eukaryota; Metazoa; Chordata; Actinopteri; Salmoniformes; Salmonidae
Molecular function (GO): N,N-dimethylaniline monooxygenase activity; NADP binding; flavin adenine dinucleotide binding
Source: RefSeq, a predicted model, not a curated record